AGGCGGCGAGCGAGCAUGUUCCCUCUGCUCGCUGCCACUCAGCCGGCCCGACCAUUUCACGUCAUCUGUCACGUCCCCUUGCCGCCGCCGGGCUGCUCCUCCCCGGUCGCCGAAUGAUGACGCGCCACAGCUCGAGGUUGCCUUGACAACCAGUUGUUUGUCCUCCAAACGGGUGGUGGUCCAGGUGAUGACCAUGACUGCAAACACGAGGAGCUUUUCUCCGAAGAAAUUGUCCUUCUCCUGCUUUCUCACAAAUCCACAAUAUGGCUGCCUAAUGCAUGCAGAUGGCCAUGGUGAAGUAUGGACAGACUGGAAUGAUAUGUCCAAGUUUUUCCAGUAUGGAUGGAGAUGUACGAACAAUGAAAAUUCUUACUCUAACCAUACCUUAAUGGGCAACUGGAACCAGGAGAGGUAUGACAUUCAGAAGAUUGUUCAACCACAACCUCUGCCUUCCCAGUUUGGUCACUAUUUUGAAACAACCUUUGCCGCCAGCUACAAAAAGAAGCUACCUCCACCUGGAAGGUUUAAACAAGAGCCUCACUGUUUCCCUGGACAUCAACCUGAGCUGAUUCCUCCUCCGUACAAAACGAAUACCACGGGGAUGUCAGAUUACAUGGUGAAUUAUUCAGCACCUCAAACCAGGGAAGGCCCUGGAUAUGUAUGGGAUCUUAAAGAUGCACCAGGAAAACAAGACAAGCUCCUUUUUUCUAGUCAACUAUAACUGGGAAUAGUUCUCUAUUCAACACAGCUAAGAAUUUUGCUUUCUGUAACAUAGUAACUCUUCUCUGAAUAAAAAAUAAAGUCCCUAGGAACUGGAAGCUAA
Messenger RNA from Trichosurus vulpecula (common brushtail), 823 nucleotides. RefSeq names its product chromosome 2 C11orf1 homolog (gene CFAP68). The transcript has 4 exons. Gene Ontology annotation, cellular component: nucleus. NCBI's taxonomy places the organism in Eukaryota, Metazoa, Chordata, Mammalia, Diprotodontia, Phalangeridae. The record is from RefSeq and is a predicted model, not a curated record. Bases 188 to 721 code for a protein of 177 amino acids.